Hippocampus comes (tiger tail seahorse) is the source of this 1172-nucleotide messenger RNA. RefSeq names its product akirin-2-like. Gene Ontology annotation, molecular function: transcription coregulator activity. Lineage: Eukaryota; Metazoa; Chordata; Actinopteri; Syngnathiformes; Syngnathidae. Gene Ontology annotation, biological process: positive regulation of transcription by RNA polymerase II; positive regulation of innate immune response. Bases 337 to 873 code for a protein of 178 amino acids. The transcript is spliced from 5 exons. Gene Ontology annotation, cellular component: chromatin; nucleus. The record is from RefSeq and is a predicted model, not a curated record.
GCACAACAGUGAAAACGAACGGACCAAAGCCAGCCGACCGUUGAAUCGCUGUGUUCACCCCGUAGAGCGUAGAAAAAUCUACUUUCAUCUGACGAUACGUCGUCGCGUCGACGUAUCGUUGUAUCCGCUUUGGUUCAAAACACGUUUGUUGAUCGAAAUUCAGUGCCAUCGGUUAACGGAAAGUAGCGUGAGACGAGAAAGUGGCAUUUAUUUGACACACCGCGGAAUUGCUACUGCACUCAGUAGCCGGGUACCGAGAGCUAGCAGCAACGUCUCGCCACAUAACGGAAAUACUCGAGCUUCGUGUUGUCCAGUUGAGAUUUUGGAGCCAGCGCGAUGGCUUGUGGAGCUACUCUGAAGAGGACUCUGGAUUUUGACCCUUUAAUGAACCAGGCUUCCCCCAAGAGGAGGAGGUAUUCCCCAAUCCGUUCUCCCGUUUCGUCGCCGCAGAAGUACCUCCGCCUGGAGCCUUCGCCUUUCGGACAAUUGUCGUCCAGACUCACCACAGAGCAAAUCCUGCACAACAUCAAACAGGAGUAUAAGCGGCUCAAACGACGAAACCUGGACACUUAUUUCCAGCAAGUAGACGGCUCCGCUGCUCUGGAGCUUCACAAUAUCCCCAGUGGAUCGUCCCUAUCAGGUUCAUGCUCAGGCGCCUCUUCCCCCACCAGGAAGGAGCAGCCCUUAUUUUCCCUCCGACAGGUCGGGAUGAUCUGUGAAAGACUACUAAGGGAGCGCGAGGAUAAAAUCCGGGAAGAGUAUGAUGAGAUUCUGACCACGAAGUUAGCAGAGCAGUACGAUGCCUUUGUGAAGUUCACGCAUGAUCAGCUCAUGCGGAGGUUUGGAGAACAGCCUGCUAGCUAUGUUUCUUGAGUCAACAUGAAGAAUAAUACAAUCUACUGGAACCUCAGUGGUCGACUUGGACUUUCUCCCAGCUGUGCCAUAUUUCCUCCCAGUGGACCAGAUGGACUAGUCUGCGGUUAUCAUCCUUUUUGUUGUUGCUGCUGGAAUUUAGGAGGACUCCCUGCCAUUGAAUCGUCCGAAGACCCUCUGUGACAUCCACCAGUGGCCUCGCAAUGUUUCCUUGGCUUUCUUCUCUGGAUGCCUUCACAUACUCAAGGACGACUGACACCAUAACGCUCUCUGGCUAUUUUAAUUUAAUUCUGCUAUCC